This is a messenger RNA of Saprolegnia parasitica CBS 223.65, 2826 nucleotides long. RefSeq lists its product as hypothetical. The coding region runs from base 1 to 2766 and encodes 921 amino acids. NCBI's taxonomy places the organism in Eukaryota, Oomycota, Saprolegniomycetes, Saprolegniales, Saprolegniaceae. The record is from RefSeq and is a predicted model, not a curated record. The transcript has a single exon.
AUGGCAAGAGCAGGCGAUGCCAAGGCCGCGUAUGAAGCCGUCGUCGCCCAGCUGCGGACGCCAUUGCUGACGGCGGCGGUCGAUACGUUCGAGCUUCCGUACCGCGUGGCGCUGCGGCUCCGCGUCGACACGAUGCCCAGCGUGCUGGCGUGGCCGCUUGCAGUGCACGAGGUCGACCGGCUUGCAGUGGCGUAUACGCACUCGCCGGGCGUCGUGCUCGUGCCAGCGAUGAGCGUGCGCAUCGAAAAUACCAGUGCAUGGCGCAAGACCUUGACGCGCGUUGACCCGAUCGUGCGGCAAGUGCUGUCGCCGACCUCGCCCUUCAAGCUCGCCCUGGCCCAUGUGGCGCUGGAUGCGGCCGGCUCGUCGGCGUGCCUCACGCCAGCCUCGCGACCGCCGCACACGAUCGGGACGGUCGUCAUCUCGCUACCGACGUUCCAUCGCGGUGGCAACGUGACCUUUGCUGGCGGCCGUCACCGCUCGUUUUGCACCCAGCAUGCGACGACAACACACGUCUGCGCCGUGUUUGCGCCCGACGCCAACUACCUCAUCGCGCCGCUGAUCCACGGUCAACGCGUCUCUGUGGUCUACCAUGUCGUGGCCUCGGACGGCCCCGCGCAAACGACUAUUCAGGCGGCGACGGCAACGUUGCAGUCACUGGCCGCAGCGCCGUCACACACGCUGAACGUCUUCGCGCUUCGUCCGACGGCACCUACGUCGCGAGGCGUUGAGGGCCUCGCACCCGGCGACCGCGCUUUCGCCGACGCGCUCGUCGAGACGGAUGUGUACGACGUUGCCCUCAUCAACAAGGUCCAGCCGGAAGGCGCACGUGGGCCCGAGAAUAUUGGCCGCAAAGUGAGCACAACGACCGUCGCGGUGCGCCUGCCCAACUGCGAAAGCCGCUGCAACGUGACGGUCGACGCGAUUCUGUUUACGGACGCCCGCGUCGACGUGCGCUGCAUGCCAGGCCAGUGGCUCAUCUUUUGGCGCAAGGGUUUCCGCGUGCAGUUGGCCAAUAGAGCGAGCGUGGUCGAGACACUCGUCGCUGCCAUUGCACCAGGCGCCGUUCAUUCGCUCGAGACACUCCUCGGGCAGGCGGAUCUGCGGUCGCUCGUACAAGCGCUAUUGCAUCGGCCUCCGAACGCCAGCAUGGACAUCAGCCAAAGCGUCGAGCUCACAAACGUGCUCAGUGAGACGCUCUUCUACCUAUACGACCGUGCUCUUGUCGCGCACUUUAUGCGCCAGCACUGGAGUCCGGUCGACGUGCUCCACACCGCGCCGUGGCUGCCGCGCUUCUGCGCUGCGUUUGGCUGGGAGUACCUCGGGCCUGCUUUUCUCUGCAUGCUGCGCCGGUGGUGCGCCACGUCGCUUGGCAGUAGCGCGAGCUACGCGCUGGUCGUGAGCCUCGCCGGCGUCUCGCACGAGCCCAUUUGCGACCCGGUGGUGCAGCCUUUUGUGGCCGAGCUCUACCUGGACGCGCGGGUGCUGCUGCUCGACGUCGUCGCCCGGCGGGACGUCGAGGACGACAGCCUCGGUGCCAACUGCACGCGGGUUCUGCAGCUCGAGGCGUACGCGCAGCAGCACGUCGUCCGUGGUCGGUGGCUGCGCCACCGGCUGCCCGACGCGAUCGUGGCGCUCAUCUCGUCGUUUCUCAAGCCACGUGAGUCGAUGCUACGUCUCGUCGAGCGCAAGCUCUACGACCCGCUCUACGACGUUGGCGCCGCGCUUUUUGCCGUCCAAGCCCAAAAACUCGCUCUGAACGACUAUUGGUAUGCAGCGGUCGUCGUGCAAAGCUUCUUGGGUGGCGAGUACGACUACGACGACGUCCGCUACAACGUGCACACCGUCAUGGGCCUCAUCGUGGCAGGCGCCCGCACCGAGCACCUGGAUGCGGUGCUGCGGCAAUGUGUCAUCGACCGGGAGCUUGUGGUUGUGCCGGCGCUGGUCGCGGUCGCGAACCAGUGCCCGGCGCUUCUGACGCCGGCCUUUUGCGCGAUGGCGUCGGCGGUGAUUCUCGACACGACCGUGCGCAACGAGAGCGCGCUGCCGUCCAUGGACGCGAUUCUCCGCGCGUACUUUGAGCCGCUGCCACAGCACCGUGGCCACGGCCCCCGGACCAGCGUGGUCGCGAGCGCGUUUGCUUUUUUUCGGACCCACGACGCCGGGCACCUGAGUGACUUCACGGACAAGUGGCUCGCGGCCCGCCCGAGUGCGACGCGAUUGUACGACGUCAUCGUGCUCGUGCAGUCGACGCUCGGCCUCGAAGCGAACAAACUACUUGCGCGCCUCGGGCAGGCGUAUCUGGACGCGACGGCGUACCGGGAUAGCGUCGUCUACACCGACUACUGUCUGGAUGCGAUUGCCGUCCCGGAAGCGUGCUGCACCAACUGCGGCGACUUUGGACACUUUUUGCUAGCGCCGUUAAAAGUCGAGCACCGGUUUUGCCUCGAGCAUCUCUGCGCGUCCAUUGCGGAGAUUGUGUCGGCGCACCCGCUGCAGCUUCGGACGCUGAAGCACAGUGUCUUGGAGUUGGACGACGUGACCAUGUGGGGCAACGCCAUUGGCUACACGACCGCCGCCCCCACGCUCAUCGUCGACAUUAUCAAGGUGCGCCAACCGGGUCAGCUCUUGCCAAGUGAGCUCGGCAUGCGCCUGAAGCAGUCGAAGACGACGUCGACGUCGACCGUGUACCGACGCGGCGUCGUGGAAGAGCUCAUGAAGACGGCGAUGGCGAGCGAAGAAACGAGUGGAACGACCUUGGGGUAGGACUUGUGUGGGAAACCGAUUGGAUGUCAUGCAUGUGUCGAGUGAAUACAUGUUCUCUGC